CCGACGAGACCCGAAGCCGAUUCUCUAACCAGUACAGUACAUAAUUUAGAUUACAUACGAUUAAAUAUAAAUAAAUUAUAACAGAUACGUAUAUAAGUAGAGUCGAUUUUGUAAUUCAGAAAUUCAGUCGACGAAAAAAAUAAAAUCGAAGAAAAAAAAACGAGUUGUUGACUGUUUCGUUCAUCGCAACCAUCAUGCUUACGUCUGCUGUCAAAGGGAUCGUACGACGAUCAUUUUCUACUUCAAAAUGGGCUGCCGCACAGCAGAUGACUGUCAGAGAUUCAUUAAACGCAGCAUUAGAUGAAGAAAUGGAACGAGAUGAACGAGUAUUCUUGAUGGGUGAAGAGGUUGCCCUCUAUGACGGUGCAUACAAAGUUUCUCGGGGUCUUUGGAAAAAAUACGGCGACAAACGCGUAAUUGAUACUCCAAUUACUGAGUCUGGAUUUGCUGGUCUCACAGUCGGAGCAGCUAUGGCUGGAUUACGACCGGUUUGUGAGUUCAUGACGUUCAAUUUUGCUAUGCAAGGAAUUGAUCAAAUAAUAAACUCAGCGGCAAAGACAUUUUACAUGUCUGCUGGUCGAGUAAAUGUACCUAUUGUUUUCCGAGGACCCAAUGGUGCAGCUUCAGGUGUAGGUGCCCAGCACUCCCAAUGCUUCGGUGCUUGGUACGCACAUUGUCCCGGCUUAAAAGUUAUUUCUCCGUACAAUAGUGAAGAUUGUAAGGGUUUACUUAAAGCCGCGAUUCGAGAUCCUGACCCAGUAGUAUUUUUAGAAAAUGAACUUCUUUAUGGUGUUCAAUAUCCCAUGUCCGAUGAGGCAAUGUCUAAAGACUUUGUUUUACCUAUUGGUAAAGCUAAAAUAGAACGGGCGGGAAAUCAUGUCACUCUAGUUGCACAUUCCAAAGCUGUUGAACUUGCCCUGGAAGCUGCCAACGAGCUUGCUGGUAAAGGAAUAGAAGCUGAAGUUAUUAAUUUACGAUCACUUAGACCACUCGACACGGAAACUAUUCUUAAAUCAGCAGCCAAAACUCAUCAUGUUGUUUCUGUAGAGCAAGGAUGGCCCACAUGUGGUAUUGGUGCAGAAAUUAGCGCGAGAAUUAUGGAAAGCGAAACGUUUUAUCAUCUUGACGCACCAGUUAUACGUGUGACGGGUGCUGAUGUUCCUAUGCCUUAUACUAAGUCAUUAGAAGCAUUGGCUCUUCCACGAUCGCAAGAUGUUGUUCAUACAGUGAAAAAAAUUCUAGGUGUAUCACAGUAGCUAAAUUACGUAGAAAAUUAAAAGGAUUUAAUGAUAAUUCAUUUAUUCACAUGAAUUUAGCGUUCUUUGUUGAUUAUUUUUUAUUUUUUAUUGGGACAAAAAAAUUAAUUGAUUUUUUCUUACGAAAUAAAAUUAAUUUACACAAAAUUAAA
Molecule: messenger RNA, 1408 nt
Organism: Microplitis demolitor
Lineage: Eukaryota; Metazoa; Arthropoda; Insecta; Hymenoptera; Braconidae
Gene: Pdhb
Product: pyruvate dehydrogenase E1 component subunit beta, mitochondrial
Exons: 5
Coding region: 195-1256 (353 amino acids)
Biological process (GO): pyruvate decarboxylation to acetyl-CoA
Molecular function (GO): pyruvate dehydrogenase (acetyl-transferring) activity
Source: RefSeq, a predicted model, not a curated record